AUGGUGGCCGCCAUCGCCGCCCCAGCCUGCGCCACCACCGCCGUUACCACUCCGGCGGCGAGGUUCUGGGAGGAGAACCUCCCGGGCACGCCAAUGCCGCCGACCAUCGCGGAACUCGUCCAGAAAGGCACCGACCACUCGCCGCUCAAGCAGCCGUCGUCCUCCCCACAAGUGUACCAGCCCGACGCGUGCCUCGGCUACAGCUACCGGAUCACCUGCAGCCCGAGCGCGGCCGUAGCGGCGACGGGCGUCUUCUUCCGCCAGGAGAACGUGGCCCUCGGCAGCGUCAUGACGGUGCACUUCCCGCCCGUCGACCUGCCGGCCAUCCUCCCGCGGGCCGACGCCGAGAAGGCCCCCUUCGCCAACGUCAGCGACGUGCUGGCCACGUUCUCCAUCGCGUCGGGCUCCUCCAGGGAGUCAAAUGUGCGCACAACCAUAAGCGCGUGCCAGGCGCCGCCGCUCGCCGGCGAGCGCAAGACCUGCGCCACGUCCCUGGAAGGCGCCGUGCGCGCCGCCGCGCGCAUGCUAGGUACGAGCGCGGCGAGGCUGUCGGUGGCCGCGUCCGCGCUGACACCGCGCGAGGGCCUGCCGCGGCAGGAGUACGAGGUCGUUACGGUGGCUCCGCUCGGCGGUGGCCGCCAUGUGACUUGUCACGAUGACCCGUUCCCGUACGCCGUCUACAGGUGCCACAUGGAGAAGGAGGCGUCCACUGAGGCGUACGUGCUCACGCUCCGAGGUCUCCAGUAUGGCAGCGGGGCCCCGGUGGUGGUCGACAUGGUGGCCGUCUGCCACCUCGACACCUCCAACUGGAGCUCGGCUCACCCGGCGUUCGAGACGCUGAACCUCCGGCCCGGCGGCGCGCCGGUGUGCCACUUCAUGCCGUACGCGGAUCUGUUGUUCACUGAGAAGGCGGCCAACGCCUAA
Molecule: messenger RNA, 924 nt
Organism: Miscanthus lutarioriparius
Lineage: Eukaryota; Viridiplantae; Streptophyta; Magnoliopsida; Poales; Poaceae
Source: the annotation of a GenBank genome assembly